AUGCCCAAGAAGCGUCGGACAGCUAUAAGGGCAGCUGCCACACCCAAAAAAGAGGCUGCCCCGAAGCAUAACCCUGAAGACUCCGAUGUAGAAAUGCCCGAUGCACCUGUGUCUCCAUCCAAUGCCGAAGCGGACCAAGAAGAGGAGGAAGCUGAACAGGAGGAAGACACAGACGAGCAGAUUGCUGGACAAGAACCAGUUGAGCCCACGGACGAAGAAGCAGCUCAAACCCCGGCCCAGGAGCAAGAACAGGAUCAGGAACCAGAUCGAGAAGAUGCUGAAGGCGAUGAUGAGCAAGAACCCACCGUCCCAUCCACGCCCUUACCAGAGUCCGGAGAGCCAUCACGUCAAGAUACGCCGUCGCGCACUCCCGGACGGAUGUCCGCCAUACCUCCCGGACCGCGACGACGUCGUCCCGGUCGCCCGCCGAAGAAUAGACCUCCGGAUUGGGAAGCGCCUGAGCCAAGCGAACCUCGCGAUGCGAAUGCGCCGCCGCGGAAAAGAGGUCGUGGCCGUCCGUCCGCUGGGGGAAGGUGGGCCAAGUCAAGGGGUGGACCGUCGCAUGUUACCCAGGUCCCUGUUGACAAGGAAGGAAAUAUGAUGAAUGUGAUCAACGACGAAGUAGACUUGCCGGAGGACCCGGAAGGCGAACAAAAAGUGGACAAGCUUGGGAAUUUGCUUGGUGGUCGCGAAUACCGGGUGCGCACGUUUACGAUUCUCGACAGGGGUGAGAGACAUUAUAUGUUGUCGACGGAGCCAGCCCGAUGUAUUGGGUUCCGAGAUUCAUAUCUGUUCUUCCAGAAACACAAAUUGCUGUAUAAGAUCAUCAUUGAUGAUGAUGCGAAGCGGAAUUUGAUUGAGAGAGAUAUCAUUCCACAUUCAUACAAGGGCCGUGCGAUUGGUGUUGUCACGGCGCGCUCGGUGUUUAGAGAAUUUGGUGCAAAAAUUAUCAUAGGUGGCCGGAAGGUCAUUGAUGAUUAUCAUGCACAAGCUGCUCGGGAGCGUGGGGAUGUUGAGGGCGAGCUAGCCGUGCCAGAGGAUAUAUUACCUGGGCCUGGCGAGACUUAUGAUCGUAACCGCUAUGUUGCGUGGCACGGAGCAAGCAGUGUUUAUCAUUCUGGUGCACCAUCAGUCCCAAUGCCUGCUGGAAAAGUGAUGGAUGCAAAGAAGAAAAAGGUUGUUGUGACUGGUGAUAAUUGGAUGGUUGAACAUGCUAGGGCAAGCAGUGCAUUCAAUUCUUCCCUUGCCAAUUUUCGCCGCGAAGCCUCGAAAGGGGUUUAUGAUAUCCAUACCAACCAAAUGCUCUAUCCAAAAGACAUGCAGCCAUCGUACAUCCGCGUCGAGCGCGUUGCGCACGAAGAAGAGAGCGCGGCGGAGAAAUCGAAGCUGAUUGACAGCGCGAAUAGAGAGCUACAGCGUCUAAAGCUUUCCGCACCCGACUCCCCAGCCAUCAACGGCGUCGCCAGUGAAGACAGCACCCAUACGGGCGCUAAUUCUAUCGCGGUUGACGGCGACGAAAACUCCACUCCUGCGCCCAACGCUACCACAGCCGACGCUAAAUCCGCAUCUACAACCAUCUUUCCCCCCGUAGCAUCUCGCGUUGCGCGCCACUUUGCAGUUCAGGACGUUUACUACGAGACUCCGGCGUACACGGCCCUCGGCUCUCCGGGACCGAAUAGCAGCGGGCAUUCCAACGGUCUGAUCACUAUUGACCCGAACAAUGGCAAUCCAGUAUUCAACAUGGAUCCGGAGAUACUCAAGGAACUCCCGCCAGAUUGUCGUGAGGCAUAUAUUGAUGCGGCGAUGAAGGAGUUUGAGUGGAAGAGGCAGUUUACUCACGUUGGGUCGGAUCGGGGAUUUACUAGGCCGAGGAUGAGCUAUGCGUACCAUCAAUGA
Messenger RNA from Uncinocarpus reesii 1704, 1896 nucleotides. RefSeq lists its product as uncharacterized. Gene Ontology annotation, cellular component: nucleus. Bases 1 to 1896 code for a protein of 631 amino acids. The record is from RefSeq and is a predicted model, not a curated record. Gene Ontology annotation, molecular function: chromatin DNA binding. The transcript has 3 exons. NCBI's taxonomy places the organism in Eukaryota, Fungi, Ascomycota, Eurotiomycetes, Onygenales, Onygenaceae.